This is a messenger RNA of Acanthopagrus latus (yellowfin seabream), 5240 nucleotides long. RefSeq lists its product as uncharacterized. The transcript has 9 exons. Bases 225 to 911 code for a protein of 228 amino acids. Lineage: Eukaryota; Metazoa; Chordata; Actinopteri; Spariformes; Sparidae. The record is from RefSeq and is a predicted model, not a curated record.
CGGAGGGGUCAGAGGUCAGCUUCAAGAUGGCGUCAGGAGGCAAUUCUGUGGAAUAAAGUGGUCUUACGCCUCGAGCCGAGGUAGCAGCACGGGCUUUGGUUCAGCUAUUAGCGAGGGAACUGUCCGCGCCUUCAAGCGCAUCCCAAGUUAGGGUAGCGACAGGACAGGGAGCCAAGUCAGCGGACCAGUCAGGGCUGGAGACAGCACCCAACCUGUCCCCAAUAAUGAUGUUCCCGCCUGAGGGCCCAGGGGAGCUGGAACUUGCUUAUGCUGGCCUUGGGAAAAGGAUUAUUAGUACACACAGUGAGAUUGUGGCUCUCCUUGAGGAGGAGUUUCCAAAACCAAAAUUAUUAAAAGAAGGAUGGAUGUUCUUCAAAUCUACAGGUGGGAGCAGACGUUGCAAGCUGUCCAUAAUCCCUACUGACAACGAGGGGUACUCCACAAGGCUCCUCAAAUCAGUGUCCAACAACGGCAAAGACAUAGUGUUUGUUGUUCCACUACAGGAGCAACUUUCCACCGAAGCGCUUCCUUUUGAUUCGCCAGAGUUCGCAAAGAUGCCACAGUCAUGCUGCAUUUCAUGUGGCAGUGAAAUGCCUUUGCAGAGGUUGCCGCUGCAUGUAGAGGGAUGCAAUGGCAAAGUGACUGAGAGUGAACCUGUGACGCCUCUUGUAGAAGAUUGCCAAGUUAUUACGCAGCCUUUUCCACCUACGACAGGGAUGGGGGAAUCCUCAGAGGUUUGCCCAGUCUGUCUCGUAUCAUACCCAGUUGGUAUCCUCCCAUCUCACACAAGCACAUGUGGUGACAGAAUGGGCAGUGCUCUCUGCAGUGGAACAGCUAUGGAAAAAGAAUUACCAGGACCUUCUGUCCCACGAUUACCACCAUCUUUUUCAUCAGCGCCCCCCUGUGGAUGACGGCGCCCCUAGCAUUUGCCUAUACUGCCUAGCCAAUGCACAACUGUAGAAUUAGCUGAAGAACUCUGUCCAAAGGAGAAAAAAUACAUUUUACCAUGGCUAAUUCAAAUUGCAACAUGUCUCUCCAGUGAGACAACAUGUGUUCUGCCGCUCAUGGAGACCAGUGUACUCGGUCAUGUACGGUUUGAAACAUUGCUUUUGGUAAUUUUGGAAGGUGUGGCAAGCUUUCAAUCAGUGUGUUAAUAUGAGAGAGCACCUGUUGGUAUUUGUUUGGAAAAUGUUUUGAGAAGGAGAUCAGAGGCAUGACUACCUCGGCUUUUGGAAAUCUUUCUUUGGCCACGAUAAAAAUUGCCUCCAGUUCCCGUUUUACCUGCUCUCCAUCCCUGGCAUUUUUGUCAUUGAUUCCAAAUGAAAGAGUGACUUUGAGGACAUGAUCCGUUUGCUUUGUGUUCUCCAAAAUGUGCAGGGCAUGGCACAAUCGUGCUCCCGGGUAAGAGUCGACCUGUACUCUGCUGUCAUUGCACUUUGGUAGCCGUGAAGUAUUUGAGUCACCAAGUAUCAGGAUUGGCCUCUGGAUGCUUAGCUUUUAAAUGUGUCAUUGUAAUGCUGGUGCCUUGUAAACAGGGCUUUGUCCUCUGCCACUUGAUCCAGUUUUUCCUUCAGCUUUACUUCAGCUCUCAUCGCAGCAUCCAUAUUAAAAUCAACCAGUUCUUUCUUGACCCAGUUUACUGCCAUGGUCCAUGGCUCCUGCCAGUUUGUGCUGUCAGUAGUGAAGUGGAAAUCUAGUGGAAAUCUUCCUCUCCAUUCUGGAGACUCCACUGAGAGAGCAUGGUUUCACUUUCAUGCAUUUGGAUGGCACCAUGAGUCAAAACAAGAGGACUCGUGUCAUCCAGGAGUUUCAGAGCACUGCAGCAGACAGUCCUGCUAUCAUGCUUCUGUCACUCAAAGCAGGAGGGUGGGGCUUAACUUGACAGCCACCUCACAUGUUUUCCUCAUGGACCUGCAUGGAAUCCUGCUACUGAGGAGCAGUUUAUUAACCGCUGCUGGCUUUCGGGACAGACGAGGAAAGCCGUCGUGACCAAGUUCAUUGUGAAAGACUCAGUAGAGAAAAAGAUGGUGGAGAUCCAUUGCCAUGCAAUUCCAAACGAGUGCUUUGGCAGUAUGUACAGUGUUACCUCAUGCCAAUAAAGCCAGUUGAAUUGAGAGAGAGACUGAGAGACUGGCUGACUCUGUUUCCAGCACUAAGACUGUAUCUGACUGUCCAUCCACACUUGACACCCAGCAGAGGCUGGAUAGUACAAACACUCCCACUGGCCCAGUUGAGUUUUUGAUUUUGUUUACAUUACAUUUUUUUGUUUUUUUGCUUUUUUUAAAAUGCCACUUUUCAAGUUGUCUAUUUUCCUUUGUACUAAUUAAAAGUUAAGUUACAUGCUAUGAGGAAGUGUAUGCCAUAUGAUUGAUCUUAAUCUGUGAGAAGUUGAGAUAAUGGCAAACAUGGUGUUUUACAGGAGGGCUAAUGUUACGUUAGCUCUGUAAGGGAGCGGAUGCUCUGUAACUUUGCAAGGGUACAUCGCAGAGGGUUACGGCCUUUGACAUGAUUCUGGUGUCAGAGUGUCAGAGCCAAAAGUUGUUAUGCCAGAAAGUGUUCAGGAGCAUUUUUCUUGCCAUUUGGAGUCAAUUUGGGUUAAUCUUUUAAAUUUAUAUCUGUUGAAAGUGAAAUUGUUGGGUCCGAAAUCACAUAGUGGAGGAUGGACCUUACGUAACCUUAUGUAACCUUACAUAACCUCCGUAUGGUGUGCCUUUUUCCUGCGAGGUCAGGGAGCAGAAUUACAGCCAAUCGAAUUUGUGCAAAAUAUUUGCAUUUCUCUCGCCCCCUUUUAAAGUGUCAAUAAUGAGCUUAAUCUAAAUUACAGACAAAUCUUUCCAAUUUCUUCACACUGGUAUUUAUUUUAUCUUAUCAGUAUUUAUAUGCCACAUAUGCGUCUCUAUAUCAGUACACAGUGUACCAGAGCAUGUGAGCGCAGCUGAGCGGCGAGAAUUUCUGCUCCCUGCUUUCGUGGGUGUUCGCUGCUUCGCUCCAUCACUCAAAGUUAUACCAGACAGCUCCGCUCAAAGAGUGCUCUCCGCUCACCUAAAAUGUCAUUCAGCUCCGGUGAAAUCGCUCCACGCUCGCUCAAAUUUAAAAGAGGGAGCAAUUCCUGACGUUUUUCACUGAAUUACGGCUGGGACACACUGCCCGAUGUGGCCUAAACUGACAUGCAGCGGCUCUGUUGCUGGAGAGAGCCUGUCGAUUGAAACCCUUUUCAGUUUGUAAAGAACAGUAGAUUGUUUUGGGGUGCUGUGUUCUGUCUGUUUGAGCCAGUGGAUGGCCUUGUACUGCCAUCUAGUGGCCAGUCUUGGAACUGGAGCGAAAAGGAACCAUCGCUCUGGCCUUUGGAUUAAAACCCGCUCUGCGCUCCGACUAUAUUUCACACGCUCCGCUCACAUGCCCUGCAGUGUACAGUCACAAACUUUUACAUCAGUCUGCAUUGUUUUGUGGUGAAGUGUCUGCUUCAGAUGCUUAAAAACGUGCAUGGUUUGAAAUAAAACAAAUCUACCUACAUUUUUUAAAUUUGAUUGUUUGCAAAAGUUAAAAUGGUAAGACGGUAAGACAUGUUUUUGUUAUGGAGAGGCUGGCUCUGAUGAUUUAUUCAUUUUUUUAUGCGUUGGGGUUGUGCAUUGAUAUGUCAAAAGUGCAUGUUCUUUCUGUGCGUCAAAAGUUCCAUCUGCGAGUUGCCCCCGAUAAAUAAAAUACCUGAGCAGUACAUGUUGCCCCGAAACACAUCGGCAAUAUCAAGUAAGGAGCUUGUUGUAUAUAAAAUGGUUCUAACUGGAGCCACAAACCACCAGGAAACACAGGUUGCAGUCAGUUCGUCUUGUUUAUUUCCCAGAAUUAUGUGAAUGUUGGCAUUAUAGUUCUUCCUGGUCGAUUGCCAUGGUUCUCAACAAAAGAGAACAAAUUACAGUAUUUGCCCAAACAAAUUAGACAUCCAGCUCCAAAUAAUGUUAAAUACUUGUAAAUUAGGAUAUAAUUUAUAUUUCAAAUAAAGAACUUCAUAAUCCAAAUGAAGCAGAUAAUGUGCUACUUACAGUGAGGGAUUUCAAAUACACAUGGUAAACUCAGGUGAGCACCAGCACACACUCAGCCUGGUAAAAGUUUGGAGACAAAGAGGAGGGAGGCCUCAUCCAGCCCUCUAUUUAUAAAGUGGGAGGAACAGUGGGAGGUGCUUGAACCACUAUUGCUGGUCUCCUUGUCACGGACAACUAAUAUGAAGGGGGAGCAAAUCUACAGUUUCUAACAGAGCUGUUCAUACCUUUGGUGGUGACGUACAUCAAGGACUUCUGUGAGAAGCUGUUGUUUACUGCACAUGAUCAGGGUGGCAACAUAUAUGUAUAUGUAUAUCAUUUUGAUGACUUUGUUUAUGAUUUCAGUGCAGUGUUUGGUUUUGAGCACAGGUAAAUUUGUUUUGAGGCGAAAGUUUCAUUAUGUACGAGGAGUCAGAGGUUUUCUAAAUAGUGCUUGAAGCUGAGGUUUUGUGUUGAAUGUUUUCAGAAGAUGGAGCACGGUUUCAGAAAUUGUGUUUUAGAGUUUGAGAAAAACUGUAAUAGCCGUCACUGGCAGUGCUCUUAUUUUGAAAAGAUGUAAACCGUGUCCUUCCAGUUCAAAGGACGGACCAGUCCAAUCAGCGACGAUUCCUGUCACCCAAGGGUACCUACCUCUUCCUGUUUGGUUAAUGUCGUUGUGGGUCCGGGUAUCUUUUGGUCAUUCAAAUUUCCUUUCAGAAACGGGUGUUUAAAAACAAAAAACUAGUGGUUAUUUGAUUUUCGUUUUAAAAUGCAAAAAGUAAAAUUGAAAUACACAUACAACAAGGUUUUUCUUUUUCAUGGUCAAAAGGGGAUGAGUGAAAAUUGGAAAAUGAUUCGAUUUUCAUUUUCUAUUUCAUAUAACAAAAAAUAAAAUCACUAGAAAACAGAACGGGAAAAGGCCUGUUUUUUUUUCAUAUUCUGAGACCGGAUGUUGUCAUUUACAGGACGGUGCUGUGUAGAACAAACGGGCUAUGGCGGGGUAAUCUACCGUGACACAUGGACAUGGAACUGCGGUCAAGCCUGCCAUCAGGCUCCGUGGUCAAAUCAGCCGCACUUAAAUUUCGACCAAAAGAUACAUUGACCGCUGUGUUUUCUGAUUUGCAUGUGUGUGUUUUUGAUUUGCACUUGUGUUCUGAUUUGUGUUUUCUGAUUUGUGUUUGUGUUUUCUAAUUUGCACUUAUGUUUUCUCAUUUGUGUUUUCUG